This is a messenger RNA of Euleptes europaea (tarantolino), 1716 nucleotides long. RefSeq names its product lamin tail domain containing 1 (gene LMNTD1). Lineage: Eukaryota; Metazoa; Chordata; Lepidosauria; Squamata; Sphaerodactylidae. The record is from RefSeq and is a predicted model, not a curated record. Gene Ontology annotation, cellular component: nuclear envelope; cytoplasm. The coding region runs from base 1 to 1716 and encodes 571 amino acids. The transcript is spliced from 12 exons.
AUGUGUAUUCAGACCGUCUCUGAGAAAAAAGAAUCCCAUUUUUGGGAGCUUGUUUCUACAGAUCCAAUUAGUCUUCUUGAUACAGCGUCAAAACUUUAUGGAAAAUAUCUUUUGCAGAAACUAGAGAAUUGGGCAUCUUUCGGAGACAGGUUUGAUCAUAAUUUCAGACAGGUCAUCUCCGAAGAGGCUGGAAACAGCACGGCCAUUGAAAAACUACAGUCAGAGCACAUGGACAGACAACAGCACAUCAAGGCCUUGGAAAAAAGGCUAGAGGAAGUUCAUGAUCACCUUCAAACCAAGUUAAAAGCUCUAGAUGCUAUUCAGGAAAAAAAUGCUAGCCUGCAACAAGAAAUUGAUUCCCUGAAACGCGCAUGUGGUUAUAUAAAAGGUCCAUGCAGAACAGAGGCAACGCACUGCCGACUGUCCCUUACUCUACUCCAGUUGCAGCAGAACUCAGAACCGAAACCAACCAUCACAUCAAAGCCUUUGGAGAAAGUAUUCUAUUCACGGUUCAUGGAAUCCCAGUCUGUAGCCAGCCUGUCCCCUGGAGAAUUAUCAUCCAGAGUCAACAGAUUACCUGAAAUAUCACUUUCUGCACUAGAUAAAAUUUUAGCUCCCAGCUGCAGCUAUAUGCUACAAAAUCGAUGCACUGUGUGGCCCAUCUCUUCCAGCCUCGAAACCAAUAUACCCAGUCAGGAAAGCAUCCCAUAUUUCUUUAUGAAGGGCAGGGAAACCCCCUCCUUGCUCAGCCUCAUAGAGAAAGCAGAAGAGAAGCUGGCUCGCACAGAACACUUCAGUUCCUCAGCAUGCAGUGCUAUUGGGAACCUUAAAAUUGUUGAACUUCAUCCAAGAGGCCAUUAUGUGAAGAUAAUUAACAGUUCUCCCAACACAGAAGAGGAUAUUGGAGACUAUGUACUACAGCAGAACGUUAACGGGCACCCAAUAUCAACAUACAAAUUCUCCCCAAGGAUCAGAAUGAAAGCUAAUUCUCAAAUAAAAGUUUGGGCAGAAAGUUCUCAAAUGAUUCAUCAACCUCCAACACAUUUUCUAUGGAAAAAUCUCGACAAGUUUAUUUUGGGCCCAGAGUGUACCACCAUCCUCUGCAACCCUUCUGGGCAGGCUGUUGCUUGGUACAAUCCAAUAAACCGAAAGCAAAAGCAGACAUUGGAAGGGGAAGAGGAUGUUGGACUCUUUGACAGCCUUAUGCAGUGCUCUUUUCUAAGUCACAAGCCAAGGGACAGAUGGGAACUUAAAUCACAUGACACAGUGCAGGCAACAGACCCCCAAAGUCCUGCCGAGAAGAAAACAGAAUCAGAAUUCAUUAUAAGAAGAGAAAAGACACCACCUCCGUUGUACCCAGUCCAAAGUCCUUGGUGCCGAAGUCCAUACACUCCUACACAUCCUCAUUACUCGCUGGAAAGACAUUUUCUAUUGAGCACUAGAUCUCAAUCAACACAACCAGACCCAGAUCCUGAUGUUCCACGUACAGCGCACAGUCAAGGCAGGAAAGUGACAUCAGGAAGCUGUAAUGGGAAAAGAAGGUCAACUCGAUCAGCAGGGCCUAAUUUGGGUGGCGUGAUUUAUAUCGGAUCCGCUAUGCCUAUCGGCUCUGCCUUACAGAAGUAUUUUGCCCAUUCAUCUUACCACUUCAGGCUCCUGGCCCAAGCUUCUCACACUCCCAUUAACUUUAUCUCGUGCCUCACAGAGGAUCAAUGA